Xiphophorus maculatus (southern platyfish) is the source of this 893-nucleotide messenger RNA. RefSeq names its product lymphocyte antigen 6 complex locus protein G6c-like. Bases 477 to 863 code for a protein of 128 amino acids. The transcript has 3 exons. The record is from RefSeq and is a predicted model, not a curated record. Lineage: Eukaryota; Metazoa; Chordata; Actinopteri; Cyprinodontiformes; Poeciliidae.
ACCGGACUGAACUACAGGAACCGGACUGAACUACAGGAACCGGACUGAACUACAGGAACCGAACUGAACUACAGGAACCGGACUGAACUACAGGAACCGAACUGAACUACAGGAACCGGACUGAACUACAGGAACCGGACUGAACUACAGGAACCGAACUGAACUACAGGAACCGGACUGAACUACAGGAACUGGACUGAACUACAGGAACCGGACUGAACUACAGGAACCGAACUGAACUACAGGAACCGGACUGGACCACAGGAACCGGACUGAACUACAGGAACCGAACUGAACUACAGGAACCGAACUGGACCACAGGAACCGGACUGGACCACAGGAACCAGACUGAACUACAGGAACCGAACUGAACUACAGGAACCAGACUGAACUACAGGAACCGAACUGACUACAGAACCGGACUGAUCCGAACUGCAGGGAAGGUUUUCAUCCCCCCUCCGCUACAGAAACCAUCCAUGAUGCCCCACCUUCUGCUUCUCCUGUGCUUCCCUCCAGCUGUGGCCUGCUGUCCUCCAGUCUCCCUGUUCUGCUACACCUGCGUGUUUCCGGCCGUCUCUCCUCUGGACUGCAUCCGCUUCCCGCUGAAGUGUCCGCCGGGGCAGCUGUGCCUGUCCAGCCAGGCCGCGGGGCAGAAAGGUGACCUGCGGGUGGUUCUGUACGAGAAGAGCUGCGUCCUGCCUGCGCUGUGCGGGGUCACCGGGGAGAAGUACGCUCUGGGUCUCAACUUCACCUUCAUCAACGAAUGCUGCAACACACACCUGUGCAACGCGGCCGGCCCCCCCGCCGGGCCCCCGCUCUGGACGGCCCUGCUGCCCCUGCUGGCUCUGGGCUCCGCUCGGUGAACAGAACAUGAACGCAUCAUGGAAACUAAC